Molecule: messenger RNA, 897 nt
Organism: Ogataea philodendri
Lineage: Eukaryota; Fungi; Ascomycota; Pichiomycetes; Pichiales; Pichiaceae
Exons: 1
Coding region: 1-897 (298 amino acids)
Biological process (GO): Mo-molybdopterin cofactor biosynthetic process
Molecular function (GO): GTP 3',8'-cyclase activity; cyclic pyranopterin monophosphate synthase activity; metal ion binding
Source: RefSeq, a predicted model, not a curated record
AUGCCAGAGGAAGGUGUCGAUCUGUCUCCACCUGAACACUUGUUGACAACAGACGAAAUAGUCAGAUUAGCCCGUAUCUUCGCCCAACAAGGCGUGCGCAAGAUAAGAUUGACAGGCGGAGAACCAACUGUAAGAAAAGAUAUUGUGCCUCUAGUUCAGAGAUUGAACCAGAUCAAGGGGAUUGAAGAGAUCUGUAUCACUUCCAACGGACUGGCUCUUCAUCGGAAACUGCCAGAUCUGUUCAAAAACGGCCUCACCUCGUUGAACUUGAGUCUCGACACCCUGAUCAAUGGUAAGUUUAUACUAAUAACGCGACGCAAUGGACUUAAGGCAGUGAUGAAGAGUUUGAACGCCGCUUUAGAGUUGAAUGUGCCCAAUGUCAAGGUCAAUGUGGUGGUGUUGAAAAACAUGAACGAGGAUGAAAUUCUUAAUUUUGUGGAGUUAACAAAGAACUCAAAGAUCGAGGUCAGAUUCAUCGAGUAUAUGCCGUUCGAUGGCAACAAAUGGUCCACCAACAAACUGGUUACUUAUGAGGACAUUCUGUCCAAUAUCAAGGUCCAGUAUCCGGAAAUCGAACAGCUCCCUAAUAAACAUGGUGACACUGCCAAAGUUUACCAGAUACCAAACUUUAAAGGUAAAAUAGGCUUUAUUACCUCCAUGACCGACGAUUUCUGCAGCACAUGUACCCGUCUUAGAAUAACUUCUGACGGGAACUUGAAAGUUUGCCUCUUUGACAAUACAGAAACUUCUCUGAGAGAUCUGAUUCGUGCUGGCUACGAUGAUAAAGAGAUUCUCAAACGCAUUGGCUACGCAGUCAAACAAAAGAAAGAAAAACACGCCGGAAUGAGCGAAUUGGGUGACCAACCAAACAGACCAAUGAUUUUAAUAGGAGGAUAG